ACAGAGAGACUCGUAGACUCCAUAAAAGACAAAAGACGUACACACACAAAAUGAGAGAAACGACGACCAGCUUUCGUACACAAGCAUAAAAAAAACCCAACUCGACUGAGAAUAAAAGUUUUCUUUUUUCCUUUUGAUUUCUUCAUCGGAAAAGGUACACAAAAGACAGAGACUUGUCGUCCCGUUUUUUCUCGAUCUCAUUUUCUUUCGUCCUUUGAUGGAAGAUAGGUAGGCUAGGUUCAGUGUUUAUGGGGCCAAGGAGAUUUCUGGGUCGUCCUUACUCUCUGAUGCUGUCAAUUUAUUGAUACAACUUUCUUCAUUCUGGUAUAAAAAGAAAAAUUGCAAGUAUAAAAGCUUAGGGCUUUUUUUUUUUUUUUUGUGUGGAACGAAGAUGGAAUCGGGUAGGUCCGAAUCCGCUGUCCGGAUUACCCAGCGGCUUCAGUCUUUGUCAUCGUCUGAUACGAGAGGGAAGCAUAGGAUACAGGCGGAGUUGAAGCGGCUUGAACAAGAGUCUAGAUUCUUAGAGGAAGAACUUGAAAAGUUGGAGAAAAUGGAGGCGGCUUCAACCGCAAGCAAAGAAAUGCUGAGUAUUGUUGAAAGUAGACCAGACCCUCUACUCCCAGUAACAAAUGGACCCAUAAAUCCAGUUUGGGAUAGGUGGUUUGAAGGCCCGCAAGAAUCAAAGGGUUGCAGAUGCUGGUUUCUCUGAUAACAUUCAACCAAGCCUAGCUCAAAUCAUUGGAAGAAGACUUAUACUCACCGACAAGUUCCAAGUCAUUGGCAUUCCAUGUAAUGCUCCAUUGUGCAGAAGUUUUACAAUUCUCUAGCAGCAAUUUUUUCCUCAUUGACAAAUGUUUAAUGAAAUGCUUCAAUGGACAGAACAUGCAAAUUCUUCAGACAAAUAGAAAUGUCCAAAAAAAAAAUUCUACAGGUUUGAAGAA
This is a messenger RNA of Tripterygium wilfordii, 941 nucleotides long. Its product is annotated as guanine nucleotide-binding protein subunit gamma 2. The transcript has 4 exons. Gene Ontology annotation, biological process: G protein-coupled receptor signaling pathway. Lineage: Eukaryota; Viridiplantae; Streptophyta; Magnoliopsida; Celastrales; Celastraceae. The record is from RefSeq and is a predicted model, not a curated record. The coding region runs from base 392 to 709 and encodes 105 amino acids.